GUGGAAAUACGACGAUUUCAAAUCCCGUUACAAAAUACUACUGCCAGAUAUAAAGAAAAGUUGGACAAUGGAUAGCCGAGAAUUUACCGAACUGACAUGCUAUAGUCUGCUGCAAAAAGGCAAGUACAUAUUUGGGAAGACGAAAGUGUUUUUCCGAGUUGGACAGGUGGCGUUUAUCGAAACUCAGAGAUCAGCCAAGCUGUUCAAAAGUGCCGUCACAAUUCAAAAGACAUACAGGAUGCAUCGCGCUCGCUUGGCAUACAAACAAAUGCGUCGAGCAUUGUCUGUCAUCCAGAUAUACUGCAGGGCAUGGCUGGCAUGGCGGUGGUCAAGAUACAUACAAAUGCACCGGGCAGCUUUGAUAAUUACAAGCUUCAUGAAGGGCCUUGUUGCCAGAAUGAGGUAUUUGAAAUUAAAACGCGCCGUCUUAGCCAUGCAGAGGUCCGUUCGAGUCAAACUGGCACGCGCAAAGUUCCUCAAGGAAAAGGAGUACCGCAGCGCUGUGGUCAUUCAAAAGCAUGUACGUACGUUUCUUGCUCGACGACGGUUCCUACGCUUAAAGGCCGCUGCCAUCAUCAUCCAGUGUUGUGUCCGCUCCUGGAUGGCGCGAAGAAAGCUCCGUGAACUUAAGCUUGAGGCAAAGUCGUUUGGACAUUUGCAGAAUUUGAAUAAAGGGUUAGAAAAGAAAAUCAUGACGAUUCAAGAAAAAAUGGACCUGAUGGCUGAAGAAAAUGGCAAUGUUAAGCGACUGAACUCCUUAUUGAAUGAACAGAACAAUAUCCUCAAAGCAGCAAAUAAUCAGCAUGAAGCGCAGUUACGGAUUUUACACACUCAAAUCGACCAACUCAAGGAAAUAUUGACGGUAAGUAAGUAAUU
Soboliphyme baturini is the source of this 876-nucleotide messenger RNA. The record is from the annotation of a GenBank genome assembly. NCBI's taxonomy places the organism in Eukaryota, Metazoa, Nematoda, Enoplea, Dioctophymatida, Soboliphymatidae.